Messenger RNA from Oncorhynchus tshawytscha (Chinook salmon), 1791 nucleotides. Its product is annotated as sorting nexin-27-like. Gene Ontology annotation, molecular function: phosphatidylinositol-3-phosphate binding; protein binding. The coding region runs from base 16 to 1728 and encodes 570 amino acids. Lineage: Eukaryota; Metazoa; Chordata; Actinopteri; Salmoniformes; Salmonidae. The transcript is spliced from 13 exons. Gene Ontology annotation, cellular component: early endosome. Gene Ontology annotation, biological process: intracellular protein transport; signal transduction. The record is from RefSeq and is a predicted model, not a curated record.
ACAGGCUGACGGAAAAUGGCAGACAUUGAGGGAGAGGGAAUUAAUUCGGUGACACCUCCUUUAGUUCAGCCAUCCUCUCCUAACGGCUCCGGUGCCAGCCCAACGCAGGGCACCGGCAGUUGCCAAACGGUGACUACCGUUACGUCAGGCCCGCGACUGGUGCGGAUAGUCAAGUCUGACUCGGGAUAUGGCUUCAAUGUCCGGGGACAGGUUAGCGAAGGAGGACAACUACGGAGCAUCAACGGGGAAUUGUAUGCCCCGCUACAGCAUGUUAGUGCUGUUUUACCGGGAGGUGCAGCGGACAGAGCCGGUAUCUCGAAAGGGGACCGGAUUCUGGAAGUUAAUAGUGUGAACGUGGAGGGGGCGACCCAUAAGCAGGUGGUGGAUCUGAUCCGUGCGGGGGAGAGGGAGCUGAUGCUGGCCGUACUGUCUGUACCUCCCCAGGAGGCUGACUGUCUGGACCCUGGAGACGACGGCUCAGCCCAGUCCUGCUACGACUACAGCGACAAACAGGCCGUCCCCAUCUCCGUCCCCACAUACAAACACGCUGAACUCAACCAGGAGAGGUUUGUGGUGUAUAAUGUGUACAUGGCAGGCAGACAGCUGUGCUCUAAGAGGUACAGGGAGUUUGCUAUCCUCAACCAGAACCUGAAGAGAGAGUUUGCCAACUACACCUUCCCCAAAAUACCUGGCAAAUGGCCUUUUUCCCUGUCUGAACAACAACUAGACGCUAGACGCAGGGGACUGGAGGAAUACCUGGAGAAAGUGUGUUCAGUGAGGGUGUUUGGGGAGAGUGAUGUCAUGCAGGAGUUUCUGUCUGACGAGUCUGAUGAGAACUAUAACGGCGUAUCAGAUGUGGAGUUGAGGAUAGCCAUGCCUGAUAAAACCACCGUCACAGUCCGAGUCCGCAAGAACUGUACAACUGACCAGGUCUACCAGGCUGUGGUCAUGACAGUAGGAAUGGACAGCAUAACGGCCAGCUACUUUGCUCUGUUUGAGGUCAUCAACCACUCCUUUGUGCGUAAACUGGCUCCUAAUGAGUUCCCCCACAAGCUGUAUGUUCAGAACUACACGUCUGCUGUCCCUGGGACCUGCCUCACCCUGCGCAAGUGGCUCUUCACCGCCGAGGAGGAGAUCCUGCUCAAUGACAACCAACUGGCCGUCAGCUACUGCUUCCACCAGGCGGUGGAUGAUGUGAAAAGGGGAUUUAUCAAGGCAGAGGAGAAGUCCUACCAGCUACAGAAAUUAGCAGAACAGAAGAAGAUGGCCAUGUAUCUCAGUAUGUUACGGGGCUGUGAAGGCUACAAUGAGAUCAUCUUCCCACACUGCUCCUGUGACUCCCGACGCAAAGGCCACGUCGUCACAGCCAUCAGCAUACACCACUUUAAACUGCACGCCUGCACAGAGGAGGGAACGCUAGAGAACCAGGUGAUCGUGUUUGAGUGGGUGGAGAUGCAGCACUGGGACACUGAUGAGGAGGGCAUGGCCUUCUGCUUCCAGUACGCCAGAGCAGAGAAGAAACCUCGCUGGGUCAAGAUCUUUACUCCCUACUUCAACUACCUGCAUGAGUGCGUUGAGAGAGUCUUCUGUGAACUCAAGUGGAGGAAAGAGGUGGAAGAGGAGGCUGUGGAUAAGGACAAUAAGAACUGCAAUAAAGAAGAAUAUCUUCCAGCUGUUGAGACACAGAAGGGAUGGAGGCACCUAGGAGGAGAGAUCAUCACCUCCUAAACAUGCUCUCCUCCAUCCGUCCCUCUGGUCUGGUUCGGCCCGGAACUACCACCACUACCUGUC